AUGCAGCGGCUUCUGCUAAAAUCUUCAGCGUUAAAACAAGGAACACCGCAUCUAACAUCUCUGUAUUUUCUCCGUGGUCUUUUCAACCAUGCCAAGAACAACAGCAAGGGUAAAAUAUCCUCGCCCAAGAGUGGUGCAGCAAUUAUACAAUCCAGUCAAUCACGAUCACAGAGCCAGAAGCCUCCUAUAUCCCUACGUGACUUGGGAAAACUUCUGAAUGGACCGACACCCGAAUGGCCAAAGUACAAACCGAAGAAAAACAUGGGUCGCUGGAGUCUGCGGCUGUACGUGCGAAGAAUCCGGAGUCUGCUCAGCUCGUUAGCCCCAGUGUACGCCACUGCUGCCGUGGAGUACGUUUCAUCUGAACCAAACAUACCGGAAACGUUGCGUCCUCGAGUUAUGACCAAAGCGGUAUAUUUUUUGCUUCGUGCUGGGAAUUUUCCUGGGGCCUUGAAGAUUUAUAGGAUGAUGCUUGCCGAUGGAUUUUCCCCUCCCGAGCCCCUUGUAGCGGCAAUACACCGGGGUGUCAAGGCCAACGCCGCCCGCAAGACCGUUGUUGGAUUAAACCCUGUCCUAGAGUCUAUAUCUCCUGCUCGCCUAUCGGGAACACUUAACGAGCACCACCUCGCAUCUCUUCUUUCUGUGCUUAAAUCAUCAAAGCGACCUGAGCUUAUGGAGGACAUUGUACAAGCAUAUAUAGCUCGGAACUCGGACUCAUGCAUUGGGAACCCUUCGGUCGUGGGCUCCAUGAUUCGUGGGUAUCAUGCAGCCGGACAGCUGGAUGGUUGUUACAACUGGUUUCACAAAUACAAACAACACUGGGCUUUUAAAAAUGAACCUACCCCAGCUUCUCCCUAUGUAUGCUUGAUGGUGGCGUCCCGGAAGCUCAUGCCAUCAAACACCGCCGCGUUAUAUCGGAUUGUCCAAACCAUGCAGGAAGACGGAGUGACUUUGACUACUAUAGCCUAUAACGAAAUUUUAGUAUCCGAGCUUCGAAAUCGUAAUUUUAGGGGUGUUUUCUCAGCUUUCAAUGCCCUGGAGACAGGGUCAUACAAACUACAACCAGACGCAUAUACCUUUUCGUUGAUCUUCGAUGCGUUGUGGAAAGAUGCGACAGGUCCCUGCCAAAAUGCUCAAAUUAACCCCAACAACAUCUUAGACCAAAUGCUAUUCAAUUCGCAUCCAUCCGUUUUGACUGUACACAGCUCGAAUGCAGCGUUGCGAUAUUUCACACACAUUGGUGACUUUCCCUCCAGCAUUGCGAUCAUAAAGUCUAUGAUGACGCAACGAGUCUCGCCGAAUUCACUGACCGUUCGGUGGAUCCUGGAGGAAGUGUUCAAGCGUUGUCGGAUCGCAUUUAGCAUUUCGGCGAGCCCCCGGCUAUGCGAUUGGGCUCGUCUCUUCUUAGGUGGACUUACGCGUGAUCAUCUUGCGCAUACAUCUCAUUUCCUAGACGUCGUUCAAUCGACCCGGGAUGACACCCAGUCUCAUAGACUCACCCGUGCUGCCGAAGACGCCCUUCUUAUCGUUCACGAGGCGUUUGUAUCUCAAAAAUCAUCUCCAAAUUUCACAAAUGAGGAACAACGCAGAGCUUUCCCCACCCUAACACGACUUCACGAUUUUUUGCAUGUCUGUGCCGACCCAACCUGUGGCAAGUACUGA
Molecule: messenger RNA, 1662 nt
Organism: Rhizoctonia solani
Lineage: Eukaryota; Fungi; Basidiomycota; Agaricomycetes; Cantharellales; Ceratobasidiaceae
Product: inositol-1,4,5-trisphosphate 5-phosphatase 11
Exons: 1
Coding region: 1-1662 (553 amino acids)
Molecular function (GO): protein binding
Source: RefSeq, a predicted model, not a curated record